UCUACAUCGUCGCAUCACUCACACCAUGGCAGCAGCAGGCAGACUGGCAGGCAAGAUCGCCGUGAUCACCGGCAGCAGCAGCGGCAUCGGCCGCGCGACCGUCGACGCGUUCGUCAAGCACGGCGCCAAGGUCGUCGCGGUGGACGUCAACCUGCCCACUGGGCCUGGUGCCGCGCCGUUCCCGAAGCACAAUGUCGAGUUCCUGCGGGGCAGCGUGACCCAGGACGACAUCUGGCGCCGCGCCUUCUCGACCGCCAAGGCAAACUACGGGUCCAGCCCCAACGUGCUCAUCAACGCCGCAGGCGUGCUGCCGACUGGCAGCGUGCUCGACCUCACGGAUGAGGACCUGGACCGCGUGCUGGCCGUGAACCUCAAGGCGCCUUUGCACGGCAUGCAGAAGUUCAUCAGGGCGCUACUGGACGAGAAGCGUACCGGUGCGAUCGUGAACGUCACGAGUAUCGCGGGCGAGCGUGUCUUCCCCCACACGCCGGCGUACGACGUCUCCAAGGCCGCCCUGUCGCACCUCACGCGCGCGACCGCCGCCGAGGUGGGCGACAAGGGGAUCCGCGUGAACGCUGUGGCUCCGGGUGUCACGCGGACGGGCAUGACGCGCGACUCGCUCAACGCCGAAGCGCUCGCUCGCCUCGCACCUCACACAGCGCUGGGGCGCGUUGGUGAGCCGGAGGAGAUUGCCAACGCAAUCGUCUACCUCGCUUCCGACGAAGCGUCGUACGUCACGGGCCAUGUGCUCGUCAACGACGGCGGGUACAUUAUUCAGUAGGGGGCUAUGUAUGCAUCGGGUG
Vanrija pseudolonga is the source of this 803-nucleotide messenger RNA. Its product is annotated as 3-oxoacyl-[acyl-carrier-protein] reductase FabG. The transcript is spliced from 8 exons. Lineage: Eukaryota; Fungi; Basidiomycota; Tremellomycetes; Trichosporonales; Trichosporonaceae. Gene Ontology annotation, molecular function: oxidoreductase activity, acting on the CH-OH group of donors, NAD or NADP as acceptor. Bases 26 to 781 code for a protein of 251 amino acids. The record is from RefSeq and is a predicted model, not a curated record.